CUGAAUAGUGCCAUUUCCGGUCCCGAUCAAAAGGUAUUCACCGUUAGGAGAGAACUUGCAGCAGUGAACACCUUUCAUGUACUUGGAAAUAUACGUUUUUCCAACGAGGUCCGAUCUGGAAUAAGCGUAUUCUCCAUUGUCCGGCUUGUACAUCUUUUCAAGAACAGCCUGCCGUUUAAUUUGAUCUCUUGCUAAAAUUUCGGAAAAAUACGAAGCUUGAUUAAAGUAAUCUUCAUCAUCGUCUUGUUGUGGUAACCAAAGCGGCCUUCUUUUGUCCAUGUAAACCUUUUUUGCAGCGUCCGGAAAACCGGCAUCAUAUUUUUUGACAGGGAAAGCUCUCUUGAAAAAGCUGAUCCUCCAAGUUUCUUUUCCAAGAUCGGCUGCAGGUUUAGGUUCUUCGGGUUCUUUAUCUACAGCGGAUGGAGCUUCGGCGGGUUGAAAUAAUGAUUUAAUUCUUUUUCUACCUACCUUUCUUACGGACUCACGCCCAUCACUCAAUUCGGAUUCUUCCUCUGGAGAAUCAUUAGGUAAAAUAAUAUUCCAACCGUCAUCAAUAACAUACUCACUCAUAUUUUUUCUAUUAUUGAAUAUAUAUAUAUUUAUUUGUUUUUGAAUGACAUUGAGAAUAUAUCUUGGAUGACUUUAUUUAUAAUUAAUAUACAUAUUCUAUAUUUUAAACUUUUAAUUAGCUUCUAAUAAAGAAGUAGGUAGAUCUUAAUGAUUACAACAGCUGUAUAAAUUCACUGUGCUAAACAACACGUAGAUAGGUUAAAUUUUUCGCAAAAAGUAAUUUUCUACUUUAAAAAAAAUAUUUUAUUGAUAUGAUACAUGGACAGUUAAAACAUUGUUUUCACGAGCUGAAUCUUGACUUUUAGCAUGCAGAAAAACCUUUUGAACAGGAGGUGUAUCGAAGAUUAUAAUUCGGGAGAAACAUCAGAUUUAGACUUACUAACACUAAGGGGAUAUAAAAAAAAUUGUUCCAGACCAGAAUCGAAAACAGCCAGUUCAGUAAACAAUAUCAUUUCGGAAAGUGAUAAUCUUGAAAGUGAUUGCAACAGUUUUUCCAAUUUUUCUACAGAUUUAUUGAUCAAGCCAGCUUUAAUAACAGAUUUGUUACAUUCAGAGGAAACCGAACAGGAGAGCAAUUUACUAUCCGAGGGAAAGAAGAUCAAAGGGAAAAUCAGGAAUGGAUUACUACGACAAUUCUAAGGUUGACGUGAGUACCAAAUCUGAAAGCUCACACGAUGAUCGUUACUGUAAUCAAGAUUUAUUGAUGCCACAACUGCGAACGAGGACAACGCAAGGCCCUCAUCUACUUCAGAAAAAAAACUCUGGCGACAAAUCUUUUAAUUCAGAUUCAGAAUCAAUUUCUUCCAUGUCAAGUAAUUGUAGCAUCGAAAACCCUCAAAUUCGCAUGAAGAGAGAACAUCAGAAGAAACUUGAACCGCCGAAAUACCAGCCUACAACACCCUCUUAUGGGAAAAACAUACAUGAUAAGAAGGUUCAGCCCUUGUCUCAAACAUUCAAUAUCAAACAUGGACCAAAUCCGCUGAUGAAAUUGGAAGAAGAAGAAGAUCGAGAGAUGGAAUUUUGCAAUUUAAACAUCAGCAGAAAUGUUAAAAAAAGACCGGAACAAAAAAUGAAAUUAUUAAAAGAUAAAAGGUAUGGGAUUCCUUGCAUACAAAGUACGAAUCUAAAUUUGCAAUUAUUACAAUAUGGAUCUAACAAUCAAGAAGGUGGAGACAACGGCAAAGGAGACCUGUCAGGAUUCUUGGCAGAGCCAGUGAAUUGGGAUGAAAUAAAGGUACCUAAAAAGCGUGAACUGCACCGAGUAAUACACCAUCGUCUGUGUAACUACAUAAAUCCAGAUAUAAUGCUCGUUAUAGAUGAACAUGAGUUUUUUUGCCAUCGGAUAGUAUUGCAAUCAUAUUCGAAAUACUUUGAUGAAAUCGACAAUUUAGACCAAAGCACUGCCAUUGAUCUAAAAGAGAAAAAUGUUACCAAAGAAGCGUUCAUUGCCAUCUAUGCUUGGAUGUUAUCUUUGAAUGAUGCAGGUUUGAAGUUUCUGACGCGAGAUAAUAUCAUUGAAGUUUUAAUGGCAUCUCAAUCCCUUCAAAUAAGAGACCUUGAAGAGCAAUGCUUCGCACUCAUUGACUCGAAGGAGAUAUUUUCAGAGGGCCACGCUUACCAAUUAUUCAAGAAAGCAAGUCAUUUAAAACAAAAUGGUAUCAAAGAGCUAAUGGUACCUAGGGUACAACAUUUCUUUUUGCCUCUCGUGAGCAGUCAGGAUUUUUUGAACCUAAGUUUGGAUGAUGUAUGUACAUUUCUCUCUUCAAACUACAUUGUUGUACACAGCGAAAUGGAAGUCUUUAUGUCAGCUGCCAAAUGGUUAUUGGAAAACUGGGAUGAAAGAAAGAAACACCUCCCGAGGGUAAUGACCUGCGUCCGAUUUGGGUUGAUGAAUCCACCAGAACUGAUUGAUAUACGAAAAAAUCCAGAGUCACCUGAAUUUUUAAGAAUUACAGAAGAUACUCGAAUACAAAAAUUUAUAGAAGAUGGUAUGGCGUAUUCAAUCGAGAGCACUCUCAAGGGAGCCACUGAAGAUCACAAAUAUCGAUGUCAAUUGCUCGGGCUCGAGAUCCCACAACCACGUAAUUGGGCUGAUUCUUCCAAGUAUUACAAAUCUUACGAAGAGUUCCUGGGAUACCUACAGCUACUGAGAGGAAAUCCGAUGAUGAUGUUCGCAAGAGAACCUGAAAAAAUAACACCAGAACCACUCAACAAAUCUGGUCGCAAUUACCCUGUGCCCGUUGAUCACGAAAACUGUUGUUCAGAAUUCUUCAGAGUUCCGUAUCAGUACUCCUGCGACGACGGGAUUCCUUCAAUGUCAGUUUUGCUUGCAGCUGGGAUGAGGAAUAGAAAAAGAAGAGAGAGCCAAAAAGAAACUUCACGAAACCAUUCAAAGGAUAAAAGUCCAUUAGCAAUGACCAAAUCAGAAAAAAAGGCUAUUUUAAAUAAAGAAAAGGAAUUUAAAACUGAAAACCAACUAAGGAUUCCGGAUAAGGGAGAAAAAUCAAAACGAAAUGUACUGAACAGGAGAGACACAUCAUUAAAAAAUAAAGCAGCUAUAAUUAUUCAGUCUGCUUACAGGGGGUACAAGGUUCGCAAAAUGGUCAAAUUGAAAAAUAAAGAACCCAAUAGUAAUCACAGAAACGUGAAAUUUGAAAAUAAUCGCGUAUAUAAUGACGGCGAUCAUUUGAAAAACAAGCAAAUCCAGAACUGCUCUUCCGAUUCUGAUGUGGAUACGAUUAACAGAUAUGAGGGGAAUGGGCGUAAUACAUUAUAUUUCCCACACAGUCAGACAAUAUUAGUAAUAGGUGGGCUGGAUCCAUUGCAGAACCUAUCCCAAAAUAAUGAUGGAAGUGCUAUCUUCAGAUACUCGGUGGAAAUGAAUUCAUGGGAAAAAGUUGCUUCAAUGCCUAAAGGAAGAUAUUAUCACAGUGCAACUCUCCUAAAAGGAAAAAUCUAUGUAUUAGGUGGUGUGGACCCAAGAAAAGAAGAAUCUGGAAUACCUGCAAUUUGCUCAGAUAUGUGGAGUUUUAAUCCAGCUACUUGUGACUGGGUGAAAGAACCGAGCCUCAGAACGGCAAGAAAAACAUUUGGUCUAGUUGCAUUCCAUGGCUACCUAUACAUCAUAGGAGGUCAAGAUAAUCACCAAAGGAUUCUUUCAUCAGUCGAUAAGUAUGACCCUGUUAAGGGAGUCUGGGAAGAAGUAAGUGCACUUCCUGAGCCAAGACUAUGCCCCGCUGUAUGCCGUUAUGGUGGCAUGAUCUGGGUAGCAGGGGGUAUGGGAAGCAGUACUAAGAACGACAUGUCGUCCCAGAUAUUUUGUUUCGAUCCUCAGCAAAACAUGUAA
This is a messenger RNA of Nezara viridula (southern green stink bug), 3916 nucleotides long. The record is from the annotation of a GenBank genome assembly. NCBI's taxonomy places the organism in Eukaryota, Metazoa, Arthropoda, Insecta, Hemiptera, Pentatomidae.